Molecule: messenger RNA, 1101 nt
Organism: Macrosteles quadrilineatus (aster leafhopper)
Lineage: Eukaryota; Metazoa; Arthropoda; Insecta; Hemiptera; Cicadellidae
Product: leucine-rich repeat-containing protein 26-like
Exons: 4
Coding region: 1-687 (228 amino acids)
Source: RefSeq, a predicted model, not a curated record
AUGGCCACUCACAGAGACGCUGAACAUCCAGUCCUUGACAUUGGAGAUUCUGGAGACAGAACUGUCCACCCAGCUUCACAACAUCAGUCUGCCGAGGCUCAACUACUUGCAGAUAUCUGGUUGACCAGGGUACGCAGAGAUGCGUUCCAGACUCUAGCCGUGAACCGUCAUUCUCUUCACCUCGGUGUUGUCGGAACCCUGUUGGAUGACCUUCCAGUCGGUGUGUUCGCCCCCUUGGCCUCAUUGUCGCAGCUGUCUGUCGAUCUAAGGGGGAACCGCCUCUCAUCCCUAAGUCCUGCCGUGAUCUACACCAACGCUACAGAUUGGCAGCUGAUGGGAACUAGAGUGGCUAGCGGAGGACUCAUGUUAAGUGACAACCCCUGGGUCUGUGACUGCGGCAUGGCCUGGCUGGGUAUGUGGCAGAGAAGAUGGCUGAGGGAGACUCUACAGUUGCACACAGCGCCGCUAGAUGUUGCGCAACAUGUGCUGGUGACGUCACGGGAGCCAGUCUGUACUGAACCGUCCACUGGUAGACAGGUGCCGAUCCUUAGCUUAUACCCAAGCUGCCAGGCCAGUGCUCUGAGUCAGGCUCCGCUUUCAAAAGUCUCAUUGCUGUCUACGACUGCCCUGAUUUCAACUACUCUCAUUCUUUCUGUGACAGUUAUGGGUCCCAACGGAGGCCAUUGAAACAUCACUGAUCACGCCAAAGACUGCCAUUGAUGUCUUACACCUCAGAAUAAUGGCCUAACGGUUAGGACUUUAUUCUGUGCUUGCACCGUCCUGCUAUCAGUGACUUUUUAUUAUUUUCAUAUUAUAGUUGAAAUAAAAUCAAUUAAACGACUUUGUGAACAAAAAAGGUUGAAGACUCAUGGUGUUGAUGUGAGUGAUUUUCUAAAUCUAGAGUCAAAACUUGAGGGAUGGUCAAUGCAAGACCACAUUUUUACGAGGGAUUCCAACCCUUACGUUCAUUUGACACUACUGUUAAGCUCACUAUAGAAACUGUUGGUUGUAUUUGUAACAUAAUAUAGUAUAAUGACAUUGUUUGUAUAUACUGUGUACAUUCUGGUGUAAUGAAGUGUAAAUAAAAUUUGUAAUAAUUGU